GGCACUGUCACACCUGAAAUAUCUUGAUAAACAACAACAAGCUCAUGACGUCUAAUGAUCAACAGAUUGCAGCAACUUUCACCCCAAGGCGUUCUUCGUAUCAUGGGACAAAAACAUUGGCUGGUGAAGUGUACACAAGGUCAGUUCAAUAAACACCAUCUGGAAGUUACUUUUCCGAACUUCAUGGCGUCCACACCAUCGAGCAGAACCUUAAAAAGUCCAGUGAAUGUAGCAAAGCCCACUGCAAAACUCCUCCAGCGCAAGUCAGUGAUGCUGGAUUUAUUUGGAGAAUUGAUGGACUCGAGUCUGACCAUCGACAGGAGCAGCAUAGCAAGCGGUGCCAUACUAGUCACCCAUGGCGAUCCUAAAAAGGUGGCAGACACCAUCCACAAAGUGGUGGGAGAAAUAAACGUGUUAGCCGCUGAAAACGAUGAACAGGUUUUAAAUGUCUUGAACUCACUAAAGGAAAAAUUUCCCGGUCAGUUUGACACCGACUUUGAACGAAGCAGUUCGACAUAUAUAUCUGCGUUUCACAGAAAGGUGAAAACUGAGGUUGAGCCAGAGAUCGCAUCUCUAGCCACGAAGACAGGUCGCUUUUCAGUGUCCAGACAACACAUGAACUACUUGCAGUGCCAUCUGGAUCACUUACAGGAGGACGUGCAUGCGUCUUGGCCAGACAGUGGUGUGAGCAUCACCGUGCAGAUGGAGGACAGAGGUCAAGGAAGUCUGUUAGUUUCUUCAAAAAGAUUCGAUUUCGAAGAUGUAAAAGGCUUCAUAGAAAAUUUCGCAGCAAACGUUCAACAAUUUUCGAAAGAUGUGGAACCUUCCCGCGCGCUGUUCUUAAGCAGUGGCAGAGGUCAGAAGGAGGUCAGGCGGCUAGAAAGAGAACACAACUGCCGGGUGUCUGUCCUUUUACCUGUACAUCAGGUGUUGGUGCGAGCUGAGUGUCCCAGAGGUCAUCAACUGUUUCUGUGCGAGGGCAACAUGGCUGCGACUGACUGCAGUGUUUUGGUUUUUCCAUUCAGAGACAAUGUCAGAGAUUGGCCGCCUACACAGAGACUGAUUCUUGAAAGAGGUCUUCUAACAACUAAAACUGAGCUGUAUGCUAAAUUUCUCGGAGGCUCACCCAAGGCUCACAGACUGAAGCUUCAAUCUCAGAGACCAGAGGAUGAACAGACCAUCUGGCUGCUGUAUCUUCCCGACAUCCCAGCCUCACAUCCACUGAUGCCUGAAGAGCUGGCUGAUGGACUGGCUGAGGCCUUAAGGUUAACAUCUUCAUGUGGAGCAGGCUUAGCUGUUCCCCUUGCCAUGAGUGUUAAACAUUCACUUGAUGAGAAUCUGAAUAGCAUACUUCGUGUAAUCGAAGAUCACUUGAAGGAAAAAGAAAACUCUGAAACUAUCUUCCUCUACCUGGAAAAGUCGUCUGCUUCUGUGAAGCAAACCCUUGUCCAAGUCAUGGAGAAAGCGAUGAGUAAUCGCUGGAAGAUAGAAGCAGACCUGGUUGCUGUUUAUGAGAAGAGUCACUCAUCGUCACCAUCGCUUGUCAUUGUUGGCCAGACACAAAAUGUCGAGACAACCUUUAGUAAGUUGCAGACCAUCCUUGUACCCAGCGACUUCCAGGAACGAUCAUGUAUACUCGACACAGAAAUUAAACCUGGGUUGAGUUUGUGCAGACUUUCUGAAUCCAUGACCUCGGAACUUGGAGCAGGAAGGGAUGCAAGAGGACAAAAAUACAAAGAGAAGAAUGAAGAAAAGAAAAAGGAUGAAGAAAAGCCUGUAAGAACUGUGGAAGUUAAUGUUGGCGACAACAUACAGACUGAGGACACAUACAUCUUUUACUUCGAAACAAGGCGGCACGGAGGAGGUGAUGUUGAGAAGGUGGAGAUUGAGAGAGAGAAGGGCAUCGUCCGUGUCACCUUUGUGAAGCCAGAGGUGGCAGCACGCGUGGCAAGUCAGCAACAUAAAAUCGCAGGUCAACCUGUGGAAGUGACCCUGUAUGUACCCCCAAUACCCAAACCUCCAUACCCAGACAAGCUGCUGUUCCACAACGUGGCAGAGAGCACAACACGUGACUGUCUGGCCAUGUAUCUGGAGCGGAUAACUGGACAGGAACCUACUGACCUGAUGUAUGCUGAUGAGGUUGGAGAUGUCCUUGCUGUAUUUGAUGAAGACCCAGACUUCUCAAAGGUGCAAGAAAUGUGUCGACAGAAAAAAUUGGAAGGGAGACAGAUCUCAGUGUCAAGGGUUCCCAUCUCAAACUGCAUGCUUGUGGAGAACUUAAACAAAAAUACAACAGAGAACACCAUUUUAUUCUACUUCGAGGGCAAGCGAAGUGGUGGUGGUCCCGUGGAGAAAGUGGCUAUUGACCAUGAAAAUGGCAGGUGUCUGGUUUUCUUUGAGAACUAUGAAGUAAUUGAAAAAAUCCUAGAAAAGUCCCACACACUUGAUGGAAGUCAGCUGAAAGUCAGGCUGUACAUGGAGUGUCUUGGACCAUCUGGGGGCAGAAGAGAUGGCAAUAUUUUUGUUCUGCCCAGACCUGUAGAGUUUAGAGAGGUGGAUAAAUACAAGGUGGCGUUUAUUCAGCAGUCAAGUACAUUGCAAGGAGGACUGACCCAUCAACUCACGGCUUUGCAUGCCAAGCCAAAGUUCUCAGACAACACACUGUCUGUAGAAUGUACCUUGACAACAUCAGUUGAGCAUGCACGUCUGCUGGCUCGCACCUGGACCAAUGAUGUCCAGAAUGCUGUUAACUUCAUUUUCAGCAUGGUUGUCGUUUUUCGUCAAGAUGUGGUGCAGGAAAUAUGGGAUGAGACAGAAAAAUCUGUGACUACCAUCAGGCCAGUUAGCCAGGACUGUGCAAUCAUACUGACACUGAGUGAGGAAAAGAUGUUUAUAGUAGUGGGUGUAAAGUGCAUGGCUGAUCAUCUGAUGAAACAAGUCAAACGGAUUGUCAACCACAAAGAGGAAGAAUGUGAGCGUAAAAAGCAGGAAAUUACAGAGACCAACAGAAAUCUCAAACUGUUCCAGCUUCGACUUUUGGCAGCCACCUAUUUCCAGAGUGAAGCAGCCAAACUACAUCCAGGACUUAAGGUAGAUAUUCGCACAGCAAAAGGGGAGAUCAGCUACCAUGGCUUGCUCAGAGAUGUGAAAGAGGCUCAAGUUGAGAUGUACGAGCUCCUGCAGUCAGUCAGGUCUGAUAAAAUUACCAACAUGAGCAACCUGCAGAAAAGUCUUUUGGGCACCAAAGAAACACGGGAUUAUGUUGUUCAUAAAUUUAAGUCUGAGAAAAUUGUGGCAGUUUGGGAUGUGGACAGUCAGGGAGAGAUAAAUGUCUACAGUUUCUCUGACAAGUACCUAGUGAAUGCCAUUCACAUCAUGCAGAAGUCUCUUGUACAACACCAGCGCCCUCUUGAACCUGAGACAGCUGAUCUACUGAUGUCACCUGAGUGGAACCAGUUUGUGGGCAAAAUAACAGGUGACUAUGUUGGUGUCUUGAAAAUUGUUCAUCUUCACAAUGGUCAUCAGCUGUUUAUAGCUGGCACAGACAACAUAAUGCUUGCAGUAAUAGAGGAAACAGAGCGAUUCCUCAAAGAAAACACCAUCUACAUGCUGAGCUACCACUUUUUUCCAAGUCUUCAGAUUUUUGUCGCCAAUUAUUGGCGGGCCAAGGUGAUGAGGAUGAGCAACAAUUUGCGAGCCUACAAAGUGGAGGUGAGUUUAGAUGAAUCUGGAAAGGAGUUUCAUAUCCGUGGAACAAAAACAGGAUUAGAUUUAAUGACAAAAAAUUUCGAACAGCUGGGUUCAGAGGUGAAGUGUCACAUGCAAACACUGACAGACCCAGCAAAGGUCAGGUUCCUGUCAACUCCCAACUGGGAGAAGGAACUGGAGAAACUUGGCCGCAGCACCCAGUGUGUCUUCUCCUUGAAAGAGGAGCCUGUGGACUUGGUGGUGCAGUCAGACAGUUCUCAGAGAAUCACCAGUGAAGUGGCUUCAAAACCUUCAGUGAACCCCAAAAGUCCAAACUGGUCUUCAAAGCAAGCUACUAGUGGUUCUGUUCGUCGCAGUCCCAAAAAAUUCUCCAGUUCAUCCGAGGUGGAGGUGACAAAGCUCUUUGUGUAUGGUGAAUCUACAGAAAGCAUAAGAAGGGCUCUCAGACGUUUUGAUGAUCUUGUGAAGGAAAGUUCACAAGCAAAGAAACUGUGGAUGGCAUAGUACAAGCGUCAACCUGGUUUGAUGAUGUUUUCUGGAGGUAGCGAGAACUCGUAACAUGUCAGUGGACCUCUGUAGACUACAGAUGAACUCUUGACAUAUUAUACUGCCCUCAGCCACACACACAUGCAAUGAUUGCUUUACUGAUUGACUGUGUGACUCCACAGUUCACAACGCGUGAUCUUUCACCUAUGAACUCGACUAUAUACAGUAUAUACACAUAUGUUGGGCUCUGUCGUCUGCUGUGUGGUUAUUCUUGUGGCAGCCUUACCUCGCGAAAUAAAGUCUCACGAUGAUUACUGACUGGACACUGAGGUUGACGAGUAGAUGUUUGUGUCACGAGGGACUGGACUUUCAUCAACCUGCUCUCAUGUUGACCUCACCCUUCUAAGUCAAAUUGUAUUUCUCUUCCUUCAUUUAUCUCAUUACUGUUUCUGAAAAUGCAAAGUCGUAGGACAUCAAAGUUUUUUCCUUAACGUCUGCUCUUUUAUGUGAUUAUUAGUGUUAUUAGUGUCUCAAUUAAAAAAGAUCCACUUGUUUAAAAUACAGUCCGAGGUUUACAAGCAACAUCUAUGUAGCACAUCAGUAGCGAGACCAUAGCUCUGUCAUUUAGUGAAUGUUUGUUGUCGAAACUUUUUCUAUACUAAUAUUUUUAUAUAUAAGACAACAUUUAUAAUCAAGACAUAGACUUGUGAAUACAUUGCAUAAAGUACCGAUUAAUUUUGUAAUAAAUGUACAAU
Pomacea canaliculata is the source of this 4949-nucleotide messenger RNA. RefSeq lists its product as uncharacterized. The record is from RefSeq and is a predicted model, not a curated record. Lineage: Eukaryota; Metazoa; Mollusca; Gastropoda; Architaenioglossa; Ampullariidae. The coding region runs from base 55 to 4212 and encodes 1385 amino acids. Gene Ontology annotation, molecular function: RNA binding. The transcript has 11 exons.